AUGUUAUUGCUCUUAUAUGCUAAUGAUGUUAUUCUCACUGGUAGCAGUUCACAAUUAAUCAGUCAAGUUGUCCAAGCUCUUACUCAAGAAUUUGAAAUGAAGGACUUGGGACAAUUACAUUUCUUUCUGGGAUUGCAGAUUACUUAUACAUCAGAAGGCUUGUUUGUAUCACAGAUAAAGUACAUCACUGAGUUGGUUGAUAAAGUGGAUUUACAGGAUUCUAAACCAUGUAGCACAUCAUAUCUACCCUAUCACAGGUUACUUAAGGAUGAUGGACAACCUUAUCACAGUCCUGAGCAAUAUAGGAGUGUUGUUGGUGCACUUCAGUAUCUCACGUUUACAAGACCUGACAUAGCGUUUGCAGUUAAUCAGGCUUGUCAAUUUAUACAUAAUCCUAUGGUCUCUCAUGUCAUUGCUGUAAAGAGAAUCAUUCGAUAUCUCAAAGGAACAUCUACCUAUGGUAUUCAUUUCAAACCAGGACCACUACAUCUGCAAUCUUAUAGUGAUGCAGAUUGGGCAGGUGAUCCAAAUGACAAGAGAUCCACUUCAAGUUUUGUUGUGUUUCUUGGUUCAAACCCUAUUUCGUGGGUGUCGAAGAAACAACACACUGUGUCUCGAUCUUCCACAGAAGCUGAAUACCGUGCCCACGCAAUUACAGCUGCUGAACUUGCUUGGAUUCGACGGCUAUUCUGUGAUAUGCAUAUUCCUUUACCUUCUUCUCCCAUGAUAUAUUGUGAUAAUAUAUCCGCUAUUGCCCUAUCUACAAAUCCUAUGUUCCAUGCUAAGUCCAAACACAUUGAAAUAGACUAUCAUUUUGUUCAGGAGAGGGUCACUCGUGGAGAUCUUCAAGUUCAGCAUGUGCCCUCUGCCGAUCAGUCUGCAGAGAUACUUACAAAGGGUUUGUCUGCACCUUUGUUUCAGCAGCAUUGUGCCAAUCUAAUGCUCAGUGCUCUCGAGCAUCAGAUUGAGGGGGGAUGUAAGAAGAAUGAAGUGGAAAAUAGUGGUCCAAGUGAAAAGGAUAUCAAUGAUUAA
This is a messenger RNA of Malus domestica (apple), 1032 nucleotides long. The record is from RefSeq and is a predicted model, not a curated record. NCBI's taxonomy places the organism in Eukaryota, Viridiplantae, Streptophyta, Magnoliopsida, Rosales, Rosaceae.